Molecule: messenger RNA, 4482 nt
Organism: Esox lucius (northern pike)
Lineage: Eukaryota; Metazoa; Chordata; Actinopteri; Esociformes; Esocidae
Gene: fam110d
Product: FAM110_N and FAM110_C domain-containing protein
Exons: 2
Coding region: 1109-2503 (464 amino acids)
Source: RefSeq, a predicted model, not a curated record
UGGUUCCUCUUACAGGCAUCACAGGGCGCCUGGUUAAGCCUCCCCUGCAGGCGGGCCGGCAGCUUCACAGAGUAAAAGAGGGAUGGAGGGAGAGAAAAAAGAGAGAGAGAGACGUACGAACGUCAGGGAGAUGAGGGGAACGGGAAUGGUUAAUAGCCUCCCACUGUGAGAGGAGAAGGGGAGUCGGGGCGGAAGCUGGGCCAAGGCGCUGGAAGAGGAGAAACGUGGUGCCACAGCUGUCAGACUCCUCAAAGGGGACAGGAUCACCGUGAAGGGUGCUGGGUACUCAUUUAGUCUUAUUAGAGUCAAUGGAGUUAAUGGAGGCUAUUGUCUGACUGUAAAUCCAGGGACUGUGAAUGCAGGUGAGGACAAGUCCCUCAUAUAUUCGUCUGUACACCUGUCCGUCAAAGUCUAAAGUGUCCCGGUGCCGCCCACCCUCAGGUCACUUCAACCGCGACAGAGGCAAACAAUAGCAGUCCUUCAACCCAGCCUACCUCAGACUGCCUGCCUUCACAAGGCAAAUAUUUGAGGGCAUUAGAGCUCAUUUCCGAGGGCUAACCUUCAGUGAAAAGAUCAACAGAGAAAGAGAGAUUGCUCAGAGAGAGUGAGAGAGAGAGAGGAAGAAAGGAAAAAAUAGUAACCCUUUCAAAGUGAACUCUUCCUGCUAUUUCUGUUGCACUGUGGGCAGGAGAACGUCUCAUUUGGGAGUGCUCUUGGCUGGCGGCAAAAGGAUUUCCCUGUGCCCUGCCCGUCUAUCCAAAUGCCUGUUUAAAUACUGGAUAGAGAUAACAAUUUGUCUGGGCUCCAGCAGUGCCCAAAGAGAAACUAACUAACUAUAGCAAGCUCCGCAACAGACUUUGCCUCUAUGGUUCCAAAAUUGCUACCUAUCCAGAUCCUCUUAAGAGACUUUUCAGAACUGUGAGCGAAAACGGGAGCUGUUAUGCUUUAGUUCCAAAGCCAAAAACUUACUGAAAUCCUCCCAUCUGACCACAAAUCGAAAGGGCCGACAACAGAUCCUGAGGGGAAAACCUUCCGCCACUAGCUGCAGGUAAGCUCAGACAUUUUAGGGCUGCUGUUUUGAUGUCUUUACCCAGAAGUGUGGACCGCCAUGAAGCCGCUGACACCCAUCGGUUCCCCUUCCCCUCUGAGGCUGCUCAACAAGGGCCCGGACUACCUCCGCAGGCAGAUGGACGGCGGGGAACGGGGCCGCUCCAUCAGCGCCGUUGAGAGGCUGGAGGCUGACAAGGCCAAGUACGUCAAGAGCCAGCAGGUCAUCAACACCAAACAGGAGCCUGUGCUGGUGCCCUGCACCCCACCUCCUCCUCCCCGCCGACUGCUUACAGUGCCCGCGUCCAUCGCCCCGCUCCUCACUCCGCGCAGAUCCUCAGCCCCUCUCUCCACCACAACCGGCCCCCUCGGCGUACGAGACGAGAAUGACAACGAGGACUCCAGAAAGGAGAACCGGAGGACCUCGGUGGACGUGGAGGCGCGGAACAGGUGUAACGCCAACAAAGGGAUACCCCCCAGCCCCAGGACACAGAGAGCCCCCGCCUCCGUACCCCUGGUGGCCCCGCACAGCGCCCCCGUCCUGAGGAGGAGCACCGGCAAGCGAAUGCUUCGCCCAGACUCCUUGGUCAUCUACCGGCAAAAGAAAGAGUGCAAAAGCCCAACUAGCGGUGGCGUUGUCAUGGGAAACGCUAACAUGGACAUAAAGGGGUACAACUUUGUCCGCCGCCUUUUCCAGGGGUCCAUGCGGGAGAAGACUGGAGGGAGUGAGGGAGCCACCCAGAAAAUGGUGAUCAGCGAGGAGAAACCUCCGUCACGGGAUGGUGACUCACGCAUGUCCUGGACCAAUGACAAAGACACCAUGGAUGGGGGACAGGGAAGGACGGGUAGCCGGAGGUCCAGUAAGACGGAGCACGAGCGCUCACCGCUGCCCAGCCCUGGGUUCAGUACUGGCUUCAGCCCUGGGUUCAGUCCGGGCCUCAGCCCUGGGUUCAGUCCUGGCAUUAGCCCUGGUAGUAGUGGCCUAAGCCACGGCACCGCCAAUGACACAAGUGACUGCAGCGCCGAAAGUGAACCCAGCGACAAUGAGACAGACAUUUGGAAGCGGGCGCCCCCGCGGCGACGUCCUGGACUGCAGCGCUCCAAGUCGGACCUGCUUCUGCGCUGCUCGGUAGCACUGUCCGACCAGGAGCGCUUCUUUGACUUUUGCGGGCUGGACUUGGACUUGGUGGAGCGGCUGGGGCCCGAGAAUUUUCUGGGCGGGGCCAGCGAUGUAGACACACUGUCAUUGGUGCUGAGGAGCGUGGGGGGUGGGGGAGGGGGAUCCGAGCCCAGCGAGUUCUCCCGUCACUCGGGUGAAGCGGGGCUCUUCCAGGAAGAGGUGGCCGAGAAGCAGAAUACUGGGGUGUCAAUCAUCGAGAGGAAUGCCCGCGUCAUCAAAUGGCUUUACAGCUGCAAAAACGCAGCACAGGAGGGGCCAAAAGAGUCCACUGUUUAGACAUGAACACUCCCCCUUCCAAUAAGGACAUGUUCCUUUUGACUGAAGAAGAGAGCCUUUGUCAUUGUACUGUAACGUAUAGUCUUCUGACAGAUUGAUCUGCUGUAUUUAUAUAUCUAUGGAAAGUGGGAGGGGCUUGGAAGGGCUGCACCUUCUUUUAGAGCGGGAGGAUUUAGCCCCACAGAUGUUUCAGUGUCAAUGAGUGUGUGAUUUGUGCUGGAUACAGCUGUCCCACUAACUUUGCCUGUCUUAACCAACAGGUCGAUCUUUACUGACUGACAAUAAGGCACAUACAUAUGGAAACAUUGGGCACAGAUAGGGCGGUUAUUUAGCGCUGUGGAUGCAAAACUACACACGCUCCUUUUGAACAAAUGAAUAAUUUAGAAUGGAAAACCACUAAGCUUUUUUCCCCCUGAGCUUGAGAACUGUUGUGUGAUUGCUGAAGACACUGUGAGUAGCUCCUUCCCAACUGUCCCCGGUUAGUUUGGGUGUUGCUUUGACUUUUUUUAAACGCAGGCGUUGGAACAAACAUGCAAGGGACCCCUGUGGGGUUGUUUAAUGCACUGAACUGGAUGCUGUGAGGGAGAAAGAGAGAGGGACAGAGAAAGAGAGAGAGGAAGGAGAGAUGGAAAGAGAAAGAGAAGGGAGGGUUAAAAAGAGGAAGGGGAAAUUUGGGGCGGGGGGGUGAACUGGGAGGGAGAUACCUUUUAAAGAUACUUUCUCUCCUGUUAAACAAGAAUAAUUUUCUUAGAGAACACAACCUGCACAGUGGUACGUAGGAUCAGUUCUAUUGACUCUACAGCACAUCCGAUUCCCACUCCAAAGAAUGCUAACUCUUGCACAGCAACUACUGACCACAUUAGCCGUGACAAUUGUUAUUGAUUUGGACAGCUACAGCUAUACAUCUGGCUGUCAAUAAACUCUGAAUUCUCUUGCUAAUUCUGUAACCUACAUUGUUCCUAUUACAGGAUAGGAAUUAAAUAUGCUAUAUUCCUGUGAAAUCGGUCAAUUCCUUGAGUGUAGAAGCAUUUUGUUUUAAUUUGCUACCCCAGAAAUGUUAAAGGUCAUUUUCAAUUCCAAUUUCAAACUAAGAUUAUUUUCUUGUUUUCAUGUAACUUGUUCAAGUCAAAGUAUCAGUGCACCAAAUAGUCCAGGAUAUGACUUCACAGAACUGAUUUACCAAGUACACAAGACCUUCUGGUCAGUGGGGUUGGUUUCACUGGGGCCAAUCUGGAGACUUCGGCAGAGGACAGUAAGGUGGGGGGUCUCCCUCUCCUCCUCUACCUCAAAUAAUCAUGCAUCCUACCUAGGGUUGAACAAUUCCAGCAACUUUAAAUAAUGGGUUUUCCCAAAGUCUUGGUAAAGGAUUCCCAGUGGUAAUAAUAAAAAAUCAGGAACCCCCCCUACCAGGGAAUUUAUUGGAGGUUACUGGAAUUUCACAGCCCUAAUCCUACCUCACUUCAUCAAUCAGAACGUAAGAGUUUCCGUCUGUGUUUCAGAGAUGAAUCAGUCAGUGAGGCACCCAUUUAUCUCCUGUAAAGUGUCACGUUGAUCAGGGGUCUCCUAGAGAUACCUCUGAAAAAUGGGCUGGAGGUCUGUGGUGGUGCUGGUAUGUAUGAGUUACACUGUGACCCAGAGGGAUGGUUUGAGGCAUCGGGUUGAGUAAUAUUGGACCUGGUGAAGGUCACAUGAUAGGCUACAGUAGUAGUAAAUCAACAACACGUCCCUCCAAUAGGCCGUUCGUAGUACGACAGCCAAACCGUCUGGACCCUCACUUUAAAAACAACGGUUAUGCUUUAUGGUUCAACUGGAAGCGUGUCGGAAUAUCCUCUGACAACGUUCUCUUGCAUGUUUACGAAAAAGAAAUGUUUCAGUCUAAGUUUUACUUUCUAUAUAUCAGAGGUUUAGUUUUUAUUCCAAAGACAAAUGUGUAUGUAUAUGGUGCACAGAAAAUUAAAAGAAUAAAAUCAUAUAUGAAA